Messenger RNA from Rangifer tarandus platyrhynchus (Svalbard reindeer), 1920 nucleotides. NCBI's taxonomy places the organism in Eukaryota, Metazoa, Chordata, Mammalia, Artiodactyla, Cervidae. The record is from the annotation of a GenBank genome assembly.
AUGAUGUCCUACGGAGAGAAGCUGGGGGGCCGGGCUGUCUCCCCACUCCCAGUUCGUGGGGGGCACAUGAUGCAUGGAGCGGCCUUUGCCUAUGUGCCCAGCCCACAGGUCUUGCACAGGAUUCCAGGGACCUCAGCCUACGGCUUCCCCAGCAUGGGCCCCGUGGCCCUCCCAGAGCGUGGCUGCCCCUACGGGGAGGUUGUGGAGCGCCACGACCCACUGCCUGCCAAGCUGGCCCUGGAGGAUGAGCGGAAGCCAGAACCUGGACUGGUCCAGAAACUGCGCCGGGCUGGCGUGACACUCCUCAAGGUUCCGCUGAUGCUUUCCUUCCUCUAUCUCUUCGUCUGCUCCCUGGAUGUGCUCAGCUCGGCUUUCCAGCUGGCUGGAGGGAAGGUGGCUGGCGACAUCUUCAAGGACAACGCCAUCCUGUCCAACCCGGUGGCGGGCCUGGUGGUGGGGAUCCUGGUGACUGUGCUGGUACAGAGCUCCAGCACCUCCACGUCCAUUGUGGUCAGCAUGGUUUCCUCUGGCUUGCUGGAGGUGAGCUCUGCCAUCCCCAUCAUCAUGGGCUCCAACAUCGGCACCUCCGUCACCAACACCAUCGUGGCCCUGAUGCAGGCAGGGGACAGAACUGACUUCCGGCGGGCUUUCGCGGGGGCCACCAUACACGACUGCUUUAACUGGUUGUCAGUUCUGGUGCUGCUGCCCCUGGAGGCUGCCACGGGGUACCUGCACCACAUCACUCGACUUGUGGUGGCCUCCUUCAACAUUCGCGGCGGCCGCGAUGCCCCUGACCUGCUCAAGAUCAUCACAGAGCCCUUCACUAAGCUCAUCAUCCAGCUGGACAAGUCUGUGAUUACCAGCCUUGCCUCCGGGGACGAGUCCCUGAGAAAUCACAGCCUCAUCCGUGUCUGGUGUUACCCAGAUCCCACAGAGGUUCCCACUCCUAUGCCCAGGGCAGAGGCCAACACCAGCUGGAUGGUCAGAAAUGCCACCCUGGAGAAGUGCAACCACAUCUUUGUGGACACGGGGCUGCCUGACCUGGCUGUGGGGCUCAUCCUGCUGGCUGGCUCCCUGGCCCUCCUGUGCACCUGUCUCAUCCUCCUUGUCAAGAUGCUCAACUCUCUGCUCAAGGGCCAGGUGGCCAAGGUCAUUCAGAAGGUUAUCAACACUGACUUUCCCAGCCCCUUCACCUGGGCCACAGGCUACUUUGCCAUGGUGGUAGGGGCCAGCAUGACCUUUGUCGUCCAGAGCAGCUCUGUGUUCACCUCAGCCAUCACCCCACUCAUCGGCCUCGGUGUGAUCAGCAUUGAGCGCGCCUACCCGCUCACCCUGGGCUCCAACAUCGGUACCACCACCACGGCCAUACUGGCUGCCCUGGCCAGCCCCCGGGAGAAGCUAUCCAGCGCUUUCCAGAUUGCCCUCUGCCACUUCUUCUUCAACAUCUCUGGCAUCCUGCUGUGGUACCCCGUGCCCUGCACGCGCCUGCCUAUCCGCAUGGCCAAGGCUUUGGGCAAACGCACAGCCAAGUAUCGCUGGUUCGCCGUCCUCUACCUCCUCCUGUGCUUCCUGCUGCUGCCCUCGAUGGUGUUUGGGCUCUCCAUGGCAGGCUGGCGGGCAAUGGUAGGUGUGGGCGCACCCUUCGGGGCCCUGCUGGCCUUCGUGGUGCUUGUCAGCGCGCUGCAGAGUCGCAGCCCGGGGUGCCUGCCCAAGUGGCUGCAGACUUGGGACUUCCUGCCCCCAUGGAUGCACUCCCUGAAGCCCCUGGACCGCCUCAUCACCCGCGCCACCCUGUGCUGCGCCAGGCCCGAGCCCCGCUCACCCCCACUACCCGCCAGGGUCUUCCUGGAGGAACUGCCCCCUGCCACACCCUCCCCCCGCCUUGCCAUGCCCCAUCACCACAAUGCCACCCGUCUCUAG